Eurytemora carolleeae is the source of this 1217-nucleotide messenger RNA. RefSeq names its product dual specificity protein phosphatase 3. Gene Ontology annotation, molecular function: MAP kinase phosphatase activity; protein tyrosine/serine/threonine phosphatase activity. The transcript has 6 exons. Gene Ontology annotation, biological process: negative regulation of MAPK cascade; protein dephosphorylation. Gene Ontology annotation, cellular component: cytoplasm. Bases 44 to 628 code for a protein of 194 amino acids. The record is from RefSeq and is a predicted model, not a curated record. Lineage: Eukaryota; Metazoa; Arthropoda; Copepoda; Calanoida; Temoridae.
GAGAAGUGUUUUGAACGUGUAAAUAUGUUGAAUUUUGUUCACAAUGUGUAAAUACGAACCUGACGAGUUCACGUUGACCGACGCGUUGCUGCUGGCUGCUGUAUCUGAAGAUUCGAAUCUAGUUCUAAAUAAGAUGCCAGGAAACUGUAGAAAUAUAUCUGAUGAGGUAUUCCCUGGUAUACAUGUUGGCGACAAGGGAGCCGCUAAGAACACGUUUUACCUGAAAAAGGUUGGUGUGACCCAUGUAUUAAAUACAGCUGAAGGUCAAAAACAAGCCACUGUAGAUACAAACGCGGCCUACUAUAAACCUGUUGGAAUUAAGUAUAAGGGCCUGAAGCUGCUGGAUGUGGCCCAGACAAAUAUUGCCAUGCAUUUCGAUGAGGUCGCGGAGUUCAUUGACGAAGCGCUUUCAAGUGGAGGUUGUGUUCUGGUAAACUGCCAGAUGGGAAUGUCUCGAAGUUCAACCUGUGUCUUGGCAUACCUCAUGCUUAGGCAGAACAUGACCGCUGUAGAGGCUCUAACAGAGGUCCGAAAGCACCGUGAUGUUCGACCUAAUGAUGGAUUUCUCCGGCAGCUGGCAGAACUAGAUAAUAAACUUAGGAGAGAGAGAGGGCUUCUACAGAAAUAGGUUCGAAACAGGAACCUAGAAACUGGAAACCUAGAGCAGAAACCAGAAAGAAGAACCUAAAAAUUAAUGGAACCAGGAACCUGGAACAGGUGUUUGGAACUUGAUCCUGGAACCAGGACUUGGAAUCAAUAACCUGGGUCAGGAACUUGGAACAUGAUCUUGGAAACAGGAACCUAGAGCACGGAAUCAGGAAUCAGAAAAAGGAAUCUGAAACAGGAAUCAGUAACAGGAAUCUGAGACAGGAAUCUGAAUAAAAAGUCCAAAAGAAAAUCUGAUACAUGAAUUUAAAACAGGAAUCUGAAACUGGAAUCUGAAACAGGAGUCUGAAUCAGGAAUCUGAAACAGGGAUCUGAAGGAAAAAUCUAAAACAAGAAUCUGAAACAGGAAUCUGAAACAGGAAUCUGAAACAGGAAUCUGAAACAGGAAUCUGAAACAGGAAUCUAAAACAGGAAUCUAAACCUGAAUUUGAAACAGGAAUCUGAAACAGGAAUUUGAAACAGGCAUCUGAACCAAGAAUCUGAAUCAAGAAUCUAAAACAGGAAUAAGAAAUAAAACAGAAACAGGCGAAACAGGCACUUCAAAAAGAAAA